CAAGCAUCGGGAUUGCUUCUGACGGUCUGAUGGCGCCCCUGUGAAGUGCAGGACAUGGAGCGCGAACGCGAACCAUCUCCGGGCCCCUUGCGGUACCGGCUCUGGUGCGGAGGGCUUCACAAGGACAUCACAGAGGAUGAGAUCAUCCGCGAAGUGGAGCGGUUUGCGGAAGUGAAGAAGGUGAUGCUGAGGAGCUCGCCGAAGGAUACCUUUGCUUUCAUCCAGUUCACCAACCAGAAGGACAUGGAUAAGGCCCAGGAGGCUCUUGACCAGUCGGCAGCGUUGGGUGAGAGAGUUUGCGCUCAGCCAGCAACAGCUGACAAGAAGAAGUCCCUGCCCGUGCAGGACAAGCCUAGACGCCACGACAGCCGCGGUGCUGAACGGCGAGAGGGGGGCAAGGGCGGCCGUGGCGGCGGCAGCUACGGCGGUGGCGGCAGCUACGGCGGUGGUGGCAGCUACGCCGGUGAGGGCUAUGACUACGGCGGCGGCUAUGCUGGCGGCGGCUAUGGCGCCGGUCGCGGCGACCGCGUUGGCGACCGACGCCAAAGAAGCCGUACACCAGGCAGGGGUGAGCGGCGUGGAAGGCCGCAGGAGGAGUGGCGCGACUAUCGUCGAGCUGAACGCAAUGGUCGGCCUGAUGAUCGUGGGCGUGAUGGCCGACAAGGCUAUCCUCGUCGAGCCGCCUCCCGUUCGCGAGAUUUCCCAGACAGGGAGCCUCGAGACAGGGAAUUUCGAGAGCCCCGAGAUAGAGAUGCUUACACCCGGGACUACAGGGAACCACGAGGUGACUUUCGAGCACGAGCACCUCGCUAUGAAGACCGGCGUGAUACCAGACGGGCUGACAGCAGAGACUUUCAGGCCACUGGAUAUCGGGAGCGCGCUCCGCCUCGGGACCCGUACGGUGGAGAGCGCGCGGGAAGUUGGCAACGGGGCCCUGAGGACGGUCGACAGGCCAAGCCUCCGAUGGGCAGGCACAAGAUCACGGUUGAGAACUUGCCGGAUGAUAUGACGUGGGCUGAGCUAAAAGAUCUGGGGAAGGACUUUGGGCCAUCGAUCACGUUCGUGAAGACUUAUCAGGUUAAGGGAGUCUACUGUGGGAUGCUCGAGUUUCAGGACAGAGGUGAUGCCGAGAACGCUGUCCGUGAGCUGGAUAACCGGAGAGUGCAGGGCAGCUCUCUGCGGCUGCGAGCAUACCUCGGGGACAACUUCCCCGGCUAGUCGGCGAGCGAUCCAACGGCUG
This is a messenger RNA of Effrenium voratum, 1240 nucleotides long. NCBI's taxonomy places the organism in Eukaryota, Dinophyceae, Suessiales, Symbiodiniaceae. The record is from the annotation of a GenBank genome assembly.